AUGCUGCUGAUCGUAUUUCUUUCACUUCUGAUGCUCAGACUGAGUCGUAAGUACACAAAAUGCUUUCUAAGUCCUUUAUAUUUAUAUGUUGUCUUUUCAUACUCAGUAUUUUUAAGCACAGAGCCCAAAUGAUCCUUUUUUUUAUACUGACAUUAUUUCUUAAUUUUCUUCAGGUUGUACAGGUGAUGAGCGCUAUGAGACAAAGACAGUCAGAGUUGGAGAUGAUGUGACUUUGACGUGUCCUCGCAAGACCUCUCGGUCUACAGCACAAUUAUUCUGGUUCAGGCUAGUUUCUGGAGAUUUACCUGAAUUUUUUAGAGGAAUGUAUGACUUUGACUAUGAAGUUGUUAACAAAACCCCUCACUUCACCACAAAACAAGAACCUGGAACAUUUGUCCUGAUUAUCAACAAAACACAGCUCAGAGAUACUGGACUUUACUUUUGUAUAAGACAAGAACAAUUUAACAUUACUAUUUUGAAGGGAAUAUUUCUGAGGAUUAAAGGUAAAUGAAAUAUACUUAGAACUUUUUCAUGGCCUGUUAAAAAUGUAAUCACACUGCCAUCAGCAGUUUCAUUGUUCCUCAUGAAUAUAGAAAUGAGAGAAGAAGUUGUUUCAUGAAUCUAGAAAAAUGUCCAUUAAAAAAACUUUCUCUUUUUGUCUAAAAAAAAAUAAAAAUAAGGACCAGGACCUGAUAUCACUGCAAUCGCUCAAGACAUUUCACCUGAUCCAGAAGACUCAGAGACUCUGCAGUGUUCAGUCCUCCGUGACAAGAGCAGCAAAACCUGUCCAGAUAAACCCAGAGUGUUCUGGUUCAGAUCUGGAUCAGAUGAGUCCCGUCCCAGUGUCAUUUACACUCAUGGAAACAAAAGUGAUGGAUGUGAGGAGAGUCCAGAGACUCCCUCUCUGCAGAGAUGUGUCUACAGCUUUUCUGAGACCGUGAGCUCCUCUGAUGAUGGGACUGUCUACUGUGCUGUGGUCGCAUGUGGAGAGAUACUGUGUGGAAAUGGAACAAAACUCACCUCUGAAGGUAAGUACAGAACAUUUCAUAUGAACUAUUAGCAUUUAUUUCCUAUCCGAUCUGAUCCAUGUUUGGAAAGGUUUUCUUAUUAAUCUAUUUUAAAGGAAUAGUUUUAAACAAAAAUGUUGUCAUUUGAUAUGUUGUGCAAACAUUUAUCCAGAAUUUGAAAAGUUUUUCCACAAAAGUGAUUGUUGUAAAUUUUUCAAAAUCAACUGUAAUUUUUUACUGAAAUAAUUAUGAACUUUAAGUAUUUGCUUUAUUUCAGGAAACAACAUGCAGCAUUCGAAGACCAACAUAGCUCUCUAUCUGCUUUCAGCUGCUUUGGUUCUUUGUCUGAUUGUUAUAGUUUUUCUGGUUUAUAAAGUCAGGACAAUUUCUUGCAACGGUAAUGGAAAUUUUCUAUCCUCAACAAAGAGUUAAUAUUACAGCUCUGUGUGAAUUGAUAGACUUUUAUUUGAUUUGGUUUUAACACAGCGGCUGUUGAUCCGUGUGGAAAUGCUGCGACCUCCAGCACAGAUCAGCAAAGUCUGCAGGUGAGAGAUUGACAGAAAUGUUAAAAUACUGAAAGUCUUUGUUUCCGUCAAUUUUUGUAUCAGCCUUAUCAUUACAUUUCCUGGUGUAUAUCCUCAGAGAGAUGAAAGCUCACUGGUUUAUGCCGCACCAGCGUUUUCUAAGAAGAGGAAAACUGACAAAGGACCGAGAAGAAAUGUAAAACCAGCAGAGGACCAGAUUAUCUACAGCGGCGUCAGAACUGCUGCGACAGACUGA
Molecule: messenger RNA, 1787 nt
Organism: Xyrichtys novacula (pearly razorfish)
Lineage: Eukaryota; Metazoa; Chordata; Actinopteri; Labriformes; Labridae
Source: the annotation of a GenBank genome assembly